Messenger RNA from Fusarium odoratissimum NRRL 54006, 396 nucleotides. RefSeq lists its product as uncharacterized. The record is from RefSeq and is a predicted model, not a curated record. The coding region runs from base 1 to 396 and encodes 131 amino acids. NCBI's taxonomy places the organism in Eukaryota, Fungi, Ascomycota, Sordariomycetes, Hypocreales, Nectriaceae. The transcript has a single exon.
AUGGCGUCAUUAUGUCUUGGACCAGCAAAUGAUUUGUUGCUGUUCAAUACCAGUUUGUUGUUUUAUUACUACCUUCAGUAUCUAAUGCGAAGCGAACUUCCACUGUGUUGUGACCAUGGACGGCUCUCUUAUGGGAACCCAGCGACUCUUUUAGCAAGCGCAUGCCUAGCUUCACACCUGCAAGCUCACUAUCGAACAAGCACAGGCGAUUGUGUCUUUAUGGUGCCUAUUGGGGACUGGAACAACAAGUUUGAUAUGCUCAUUUUAUCCGAGGUUCAGCUGCAAUUCCCCUUGCUCAAGCCGAAUCACCAAACUAUUUCUGGUGAGUGCAAUUCAUUGCUCGUCCAGUCGACUGUUUCAAUACAGUGGCUGAUCAGCAUUCUCGUCCCAGCCUAG